GGUCAGUUGGUCUGCAAACAUCAGUCUUGGAUUUGCGCUUGAAUUGCGCACUCGGAACAGUGUCGUCAUGCACGUGAAGUUUACGAUCAACGGGAAGCUAUACCAGGUUUCCCCGGACCAGCUACCGAUAGAUACGACGCUGAACACCUUCAUACGCACCAAGGCACAUCUGACAGGUACCAAGUUUAUGUGCCUCGAAGGUGGCUGCGGAGUGUGCAUCGUGAACGUGGUCGACACUCAUCCGGUUACCAAGCAACGCAUCACCUUCUCUGUGAACUCGUGUCUAUUUUCGGUAUUCUCCUGCCAUGGCAUGGAUAUCCUCACGGUGGAAGGUAUCGGCUCGAAGGCCACCGGAUAUCAUCCGGUGCAGGAACGGUUAGCACAGUUCAACGGUACGCAGUGUGGUUACUGCUCACCCGGAAUGGUGAUGAGUAUGUACAGUCUGCUCGAAGCCAACAACGGUAACGUUACGAUGGAAGACGUUGAGAAGGGUCUCGCUGGGAACAUCUGCCGCUGUACAGGCUACCGACCCAUCCUGGAUGCGUUCAAAUCCUUCGCAAUCGAUGCUCCACCAGAGGAUCAAUUGGCACGCCGGGCUCUCGGUAUCGUUUGUCAGCCGGACAUUGAAGAUCUGCCUCGCGCGAACUGUACUGGAUGUGAGCGAGACUGUUCGGCCAAGAGUUGCUUCGAUGAAACGGUGGAACUCCAGUUCGUCCCAUCCGAUCGGCGGUGGUUUCGUGUGCGUACUGUGGACGAGAUUUUUGAUAUCCUGCGCGAAGAGAAUGCUGGUGUCGGUGCGUACAUACUCGUGUCCGGUAAUACGGGGCAUGGCGUUUACAGGCGACGGAAGGAUUUGCGCCUAUUUAUCGACGUACGUAAUGUGGAGGAACUGCGCAACUAUUGGAUCGGUAGUUCCGUCAUCAUCGGUGCUAAUGUGACGCUGAGUGAGUUGAUUGAAAUACUUCGUGAAGCAGCACGUACCGAUCGACGGUUUACGUACUGCGUGGAACUGGCACGGCACGUCGAGGAAAUCGCACAUCCAGCGGUACGGCAUGUCGGGACGAUAGCCGGCAAUCUGACGCUUAAACAUCGCCACCCCGAGUUCCCGUCGGACCUGUACGUACUGUUCGAAGCGAUCGGUGUUGAGAUGACGAUAGCUUCACCGAGUGGUGCGAUGGAAAAACUGUUGCCUGCACAGUUUCUCAGCUUCAACAUGCACAGGCGCGUGUUGUUGAACGUUACGCUUCCUCCGCUCGAUUCGGACCGGUGCGUGUUUCGUACGUACAAGGUGGCGGCAAGGGCGCAAAACGCAAGCGCUCAUGUUAACGCCGCCUUUCUGUUGCGACUGUGCGUACGCAAAAUAAACGUGGAACAGGCACACCUGUGCUUUGGCGGUAUUGGACCGAAGUUUUCUCGCGCCUCCCGUACGGAACAGUAUCUAGAGGGAAAGAAUCCGUUCAACAAUGUUAUACUGCAGGAAACGCUCGCCGUACUAAAUGCUGAACUAGCCGGUGGGCAAACUGAACCCACGCCUGAUGCAUCCUACCGCCGCCAGGUAGCAGUCGGUUUGCUAUAUCGUUUCGUGCUUCACAUUGCCCCGCGUGAUCGUCGUAUAGCCAAUCCGAUAGUUCGCUCCGGUGGAUCAGCCAUACCACGUCCACUCUCAACCGGUGCCCAGUCGUUCGAUACGUAUCCAUCUAACUGGCCUCUAACACAAGCACUACCGAAGCUAGAAGCCUUCCAACAAACAGCUGGUGAAGCGGUGUACGUGAAUGAUCUUCCAAGCCGACCAGAUGAGUUGCAUGCCACGUUCGUUCUGGCAACCGUAGCACGUCGUCAGAUUCUAUCACUUGAUCCAUCCGCUGCUCUUGCAGUUCCGGGUGUGGUCGCGUUCUACUCUGCCAAAGAUAUACCCGGCCAGAAUGAUUUUGCAUCUUUGAAAGGUGGCAUCAAUUCCCCUUUCCCAUUUCGGAAUGUACGUGAGGAGAUCUUGUGCAGCGGGAAAGUCCUGUACCAUGGACAACCGAUUGGUAUUGUGGUGGCGGAAACUUUCGAGCUGGCAACGGAGGCAGCAACGCUGGUAAAUGUUUCGUAUGGAGAGUCGGAUGGCGAACCAAUUCUUCCAACCAUUGAGGAUGUGUUUGCUCACGGCUAUACAACGAACCGGUUCCUUACACUUGAACCAGAUGUCGUUGGACGAUCGUACAAUCGACCGGGAAGUACGUCGGGUACGGUGAAGAUAUCUGGUAGAUGUCACUUCCGCAGUCAGGCCCAUUUCACACUCGAACCGCAAACAUGUCUCUGCAUCCCGUCGGAGGAUGGAACCGGAAUGGAGGUGUACAGUGCGACGCAGUCUAGCCACAUGGUGCAGGUAGCUAUUGCGAAGUCACUUCAACUACGCCAGAGCAGUAUCCACGUAAUCGUACGCCCUGUAGGUGGUUCAUACGGUGCGAAACUGUCCCGUGGGGCUUGGGUGGCGAGUGCCUGUGCCCUGGCGGCAUACCGUAGUCGACGUCCAGUUCGGAUGGUUUUACCAUUCGAAACGACAAUGCAGGCGAUUGGCAAGCGCAUCGGAGGCCACUGUGAGUACGAGGUAGAUGUUCGACCAGCCGAUGGACGUAUAGUACGCCUGUCCAACACAUACCAUGAAGAUUUGGGUGCGUCUCAGUACGAAGCAAUGACGAUGCUGUUCCGGGAAGCGUUCCGCAAUUGCUACAGCGAUGACAGCUGGAGGCUCCGGCUGCGUGGCGUUCUUUCCGACUCACCCAGCACUACCUGGUUGCGAUCGCCUGGUACAGCGGAAUCGAUCGCCACGAUCGAAACGAUCAUGGAACAUGUAGCGUUUGUGACCGGGCUCUCACCACAAGUGGUACGUCUCGCCAACAUGGAACCGGGCAGUAGCAUUGCUACUUUGCUGCCUACCUUCUACGAGCAGGUAGAUUUUAAGGUUCGGAAAGCUGCAGUAGAUCGAUACAACGAAACAAACCGUUGGAAAAAGCGAGGAAUCGCAAUCGUUCCUAUGGGACAUCCAAUCCGUUACUUUGGUGGAAUGAAUGCUUGGGUUUCGAUCUAUCAUGUAGAUGGGAGUGUGGCCGUCACGAUUGGAUCACCCGAGAUAGGACAGGGCGUCAAUACGAAGGUUGCGCAAGUUGUGGCCCACACACUCGGCAUUCCAUUGGCGUUGGUUAAGGUGAAGGCUCACACAUCGAACGGUUCACCAAACGCGUUCAUUGAGGGUGGUUCCAUCAGUACGGAUCUGGUUGCAUAUUCUGCCCGCCGGGCCUGUGAAACACUGCUCGAACGUAUCCGACCCGUCCGGGACGAUAAUCGUACAGCACCGUGGGAAGCAAUAGUGCAGACGUGCUACCAGCGUCGUAUCGAUCUGUCUGCCUCGUACAACGCCAAACGGGCGGAUCUGCGUGGUUACACCGUGUGGGCACUGUGUGCAGUUGAGCUGGAGAUAGACGUACUUACCGGACAGGUGCAACCGAUCCGUGUGGACAUUCUUGAAGAUACCGGAGAAAGUAUGAACCCACUGCUGGACAUUGGACAGAUCGAGGGUGCAUUCGUGAUGGCACUGGGCUAUCAUCUACUGGAGGAGCUUCGAUAUGAUCGUGGAACUGGUGCACUAACGAAUUUCCGCACGUGGAACUAUAAGCCUCCGAGUGCAAAAGACAUACCCCAAGACAUGCGUGUACGAUUGCUGCAGAAGAGCUCCAAUCCGGCUGGUGUACUCCGGUCAAAGGCAACCGGUGAACCGGCGUAUAAUUUGGGAAUUACGGUGCAAUUUGCACUACGCUACGCGAUUGCUGCGGCACGUCGUGAUGCUGGUCUACCGAGUGAAUGGUUUGAGCUUGCUACUUCGUUGACGCCCGAUAAGAUACUCGCGCUCACCGGUACAACAAUCGAUCAGUUUGUACUGCAUUGA
Messenger RNA from Anopheles maculipalpis, 3928 nucleotides. RefSeq lists its product as uncharacterized. The transcript is spliced from 6 exons. The record is from RefSeq and is a predicted model, not a curated record. NCBI's taxonomy places the organism in Eukaryota, Metazoa, Arthropoda, Insecta, Diptera, Culicidae. Gene Ontology annotation, molecular function: FAD binding; 2 iron, 2 sulfur cluster binding; iron ion binding. The coding region runs from base 68 to 3928 and encodes 1286 amino acids.